Messenger RNA from Odocoileus virginianus texanus, 536 nucleotides. It is a transcript of the gene LEAP2, whose product is annotated as liver enriched antimicrobial peptide 2. The record is from RefSeq and is a predicted model, not a curated record. Gene Ontology annotation, biological process: antimicrobial humoral immune response mediated by antimicrobial peptide; defense response to bacterium. NCBI's taxonomy places the organism in Eukaryota, Metazoa, Chordata, Mammalia, Artiodactyla, Cervidae.
AAAGAAGCGGGUACUGUUCCCGGCCUUCAGGCUCUUGGAUCCUCUCUAUCAAGAUGUGGCACCUUAAACUCUUUGCAGUACUCAUGAUUUGCCUGUUGCCAUUAGCCCAGGUAGAUGGCUCUCCAAUACCAGAACUGAGUUCAGCAAAGAGAAGGCCGAGGAGAAUGACCCCAUUUUGGAGAGGGGUUUCCCUCAGGCCGAUUGGAGCCUCCUGUCGGGAUGAUUCUGAAUGUAUCACGAGGCUAUGCAGAAAAAGACGCUGCUCCCUAAGUGUGGCCCAGGAAUGAUGUACACACCACGGAAAAAAAGGGCAGCAUGUGCCUACAACAAUGCUCUGUUCUAUGGAAUAUUGACUAACUGCAUUUGGCUGGAGACACUUAAGUAAAGCAAUCUUGUUUUUAAAUGUUUGAAGACAGAUAUACGCUUUAAAUUCGUCUGUUUCUUCUUAGAAUGUUGAUAUGUAGAUAAGCAUAACUAAACUUGUUAACUUAAAAGUUUAUUUUUCUAUGGAUACUAUUAAAUGUCUCAAACUGAAA